CCUUUCCCACUAUGUCACCGUCGUCUACUGAGAUUUACGCAAAACUACAAUCUGUCCAAAUCACGCCUACAUGCAGACUAAUCUCUUGGAUACAAUUUGUCAGAACUUCUUUGUGCAAUGGAUCCAAAGCGGAAGUUGUAACUUAACCCUCUCUUGUAACUUGGGUUUGGAUUUCUUGUAGGAAAAAGCGAGCAGCUUUAACACAAAGUAGUGGGGGUUGAAGUUUUUGGGAAAGCCCUUUUUUCUGGGAUUGCUGACGCGUCCUGCGUGCCGAAGCUCUGAGGACUCACAGCUUCCAGCUUCCACCAUGUCUCUUUACUUUCUAGUUUUGUUGGCCUUUGUUUUACCGACUGAAUGUUACUUCUCGGAGGAAAAGUAUCCAGAGGAAUCGAAAAUGCAGCCUCCGACCGUGGUCGUCGCGAUUAUAGCCCGAAACACUGCUCACUCCUUGCCGUACUACCUUGGAGCUCUGGAGAGACUCAACUACCCCAAAGACCGCAUCUCUGUGUGGGCAGCCACAGACCACAACGCAGACAACACCACAGCCAUACUGAAAGAGUGGCUCACUGUGAUGCAGAAGUUUUACCACUAUGUGGAAUGGAGACCCCUGGACAAGCCCACGUCGUAUGCAGGAGAGUUUGGUCCCAAACACUGGCCAAACAGCAGAUAUGAGUAUGUGAUGAAGCUGAAGCAGGCAGCACUCAACUUCGCAAGAAAGCGCUGGGCUGAUUACAUCCUGUACGCAGACACAGACAAUAUCCUCACCAACCCAGACACACUCAACCUGAUGAUAGCAGAAAAUAAGUCUGUCAUCGCUCCCAUGUUAGACUCGCAGGGAGCUUACUCGAACUACUGGUGCGGUAUCACUCCUCAGGGAUAUUAUCGUCGAACAGCGGAGUAUUUCCCCACCCGACACCGCCACAGACUGGGCUGCUUCCCCGUGCCAAUGGUCCACUCCACCAUGCUGCUGGAUUUAAGGAAGGAAGGCAUGAAGAAACUGGCCUUCUUCCCUCCUCACGAUGACUACUCGUGGCCUUACGAUGACAUCAUUGUGUUUGCCUUCUCAUGCCGAGCUGAAGAGAUACAGAUGUACCUGUGUAACAAGGAGCGCUACGGCUACCUGAACGUCCCGGCUAAACCUCAGCACACUUUGGAAGAUGAUCACCUCAACUUUGUCCAUGUGCUUCUAGAGUCCAUGAUCGAUGGUCCUCCCAUGAAGCCGUCUCGUUUCGUCCACAUGUUCCCCAAACAGAGAGACCUCAUGGGCUUUGAUGAGAUAUAUCUGAUUAAUCUGCGGCGGCGUCAGGACCGCAGAGACCGCAUGCUCCACUCUCUGAAUGAGCUGGAGAUUGACGUGAAGGUGGUGGACGCUGUGGAUGGGAAUGCACUUAACAGCAGUGACAUUAAGAUCCUGGGUGUGGACCUGCUUCCAGGCUACUAUGACCCAUUCUCUGGACGCACCCUUACCAAAGGAGAGGUGGGCUGCUUCCUCAGCCACUACUUCAUCUGGAAGGAGAUGGUGGACAUGCAGAUGGAUAAGGCUCUGAUCUUUGAAGAUGAUGUUCGGUUCCAGGCCAACUUCAAACGACGAAUCCUUAGAUUGAUGGAGGAGGUGGAGCAAGUAGAGCUGGAUUGGGACAUCAUAUACUUGGGUAGAAAGCAGGUGAAUCCUGGAAAAGAGGAGGCAGUGGAGAAAGUACAGAAUUUGGUGAUGGCUGACUACUCGUACUGGACUCUGUCCUACGCCAUCUCGCUUCAGGGAGCCCAAAAACUGCUCAAUGCUGAGCCACUGUCCAAGAUGCUCCCUGUUGAUGAAUACCUCCCCAUCAUGUAUGACAAACAUCCAAAUGAGGACUACAGUUCCCAUUUCCCCAACAGAAACUUACAAGCCUUCAGCACACUCCCUCUUCUGGUUCAGCCAUGCCACUACGCCGGUGAUCCUGAGUGGGUGAGUGACACAGAGACGUCGACUCUGUGGGACGAUGACAAUGUUCGCACUGAUUGGAGGGGUUCCCACAAGACCUUGAAAGGGUCUGCGCCGCCCGAGAUGCUGUCAGCUGCCUACAGGGACGAACUUUAGUACAAACACACAGAGCUGUGGAAAACCAGCUGCGGGCCAAAGGUCAGGAGGUCAGACAGCGAUACGCUGAGGAGAGAAAGUGAUCUCUGACUUUAUUUCAGUCCACUCUGUGUCCCACCACUGACAUGCUCAGGGACAAACUGAACUCUGGGUUUUUAAAGCAUGUUAGCGGGUGUUUCAAAAAGAGGAUUUCUUUUAAUAGAAAAAUAUAAGGGACGGUGAAAAUGUUUUAAUACUUUACUGAUAUCUCAGCAGUUUUGACUUGAAUGUUCAAACAAAAAAUUCUAUUUCAUUCGGUUCUUCAGUUUGUCUCUUUGAGUUUCUCUAUUUGUGCAUGUCUUUCUUGUUAUUGUUUAGAGGCCAUUGUAUUUAAAAAGAAACUGAAAAGAAAUGUUUAAAAAUGUCCCUGAUUUCAUAAACAGAUUUAAAGCUAAGGUACCUCAGUUUCUAGGGAAUGUGCAAGACUUACAUUUUCUUCAGGAAGUUUGCUGUGAGGGGAACACGCUGAAUGUUUGCGUUAAAAUUAAGCUUUCAAAAAAUGAACUGCAACUUUAAGCUUGAACUCAUGAGAUUAACUUCUACUCUACGGCUGAGUUUGAGUAUUUACAUUCAGAAAGAGAAAUGUACUAUUUAUAUUUUUAACACUCCCAAUUCUUCUGCCUACUGGUCACAUUGUGGCUUUAAUUGUUGUAUUUUCCUGAGCUUAAAUGGUUUUCUAAAGACUUAAAAUCAAGUGAUAUAGGCUUUGAUUUAGGACUAAGACUUCUCUUGCAUAACUUCAAACCAAACAAGUUCCCUUGGGAGUACAUACCAUUUUGCAGAAAAUUGUAUAUCAGGGUGUGACUCCACUUGUCAAGCUUAAAUUUUAUCAACAUGGUGGUAAACAUUGAUCUAGUUUUUCCAGAGUGCCUCUGCAGUAAGAACCGCCUUCUUUCCUGCCCUCACCUGUUAGAAAUGUACCCACAGGUGUAGCAGACGUCUGUGAAACUAUAGCAGCCAUCUUUACAUUACCACAUGUCUCCUCAAAGCUAAUUAAAGUGUCUGUUUUUCUGCACAGGUUUGAAAUGCAAGUACAUUCAUCUCUCUAGUAUUGCUUCAUGUUGUCUCUUUUUUCUCUUAUUUUAAAUGUUGAUUUCUAUUUUUUAUUUCUUUAUUUAUUUGUAAAGUCUUUCUUGAUGUUGUUCAUUGAUAAAUCCGAACUGGUACGAUGUAAACAAUCAAGGUUCAAUGACUAGUCUGCCAAAAUCCUCUCUCUCUCUCUUCUUUGUCUGAGAUGUAAUAAAACCAGAUGUUUGGACAAUUGUAAAGCAGACUUUUCAAGCGUUAAUAAAGAUUAGGUUUUUUCAAAUUUUC
Molecule: messenger RNA, 3433 nt
Organism: Notolabrus celidotus (New Zealand spotty)
Lineage: Eukaryota; Metazoa; Chordata; Actinopteri; Labriformes; Labridae
Gene: cercam
Product: cerebral endothelial cell adhesion molecule
Exons: 12
Coding region: 308-2080 (590 amino acids)
Source: RefSeq, a predicted model, not a curated record